UUGUCUGCGCAUGUUCGGGGUUCUCCAGCAAGGAAAACACGUGUAACGAGGCAGCAUGGCGGAGCAGAAGGGCGCAGGAAUGGAGCUCGAUGUAUUACAGGUGAGGAAGGCAGUGCAGGCGUUGUUUGCCUAUCAGAAGUCCUCCGAGGAGAACUCCCAGUCGCUGCUGUUGAAUGAACACCAGCACAUCUGCCUGUUGGUCACCUUGUGGAAGAUCCCACCCAAGGCACGCACCAUCCACAUCCCCCUCCCUCACGGGAUACGCACCAGCAAUGCUGAGGUCUGUCUCUUCACCAAGGAUGAGCCCCAGAUGACUAGCGAGCAGACUGAGAGGUUCUACAAGAAACUGCUGGCUGAACACGGGGUGAACAGCAUCACGCAGGUUAUUCCCUACCAGACUCUGAAGAAGGAGUACAAGCCGUUCGAAGCCAAGCGGAAACUGCUCAGGAAUUUCGACAUGUUUCUGGCUGAUGAUCGGAUUCGCCGUCUCCUGCCCUCCCAGAUCGGGAAGCAUUUCUACAGGAGCAAGAAGGAGCCUCUCUCUGUUAACCUGAAUGCGAAGCAGCUGGCCAAGGAGCUGGGAAAGGUGAUCCAGGGAAGUAUCCUGCCGGUCAGCCACAAAGGCUGCUGCUGUAUGGCACGUGUGGCUCACUCCGGGAUGACUGUGGAUGAGGUGGUGGAGAACAUUUCUGCUGCUGUCAAUACGAUAGCUGAGAAGCUAAACAAGAAAGGGAAGAAUAUUAAAAUCCUCCACUUGAAGACCCAGAAGUCGGUGGCUCUGCCCAUCUACAGCUCGAACCUGCGCAACCUGACCGAGCUGGACAAAGAGGCAAGCACUUCAGACACGAAGCAGAACGCUGGGAAAAAGAGGAAGUCCAAGAAGAGAACAAGGAAGCCAAAAGACCAAGCCAAGAAGCAAGUGAACGGGUCGGCAGCUGUGGAGCCCGAGGAAAAGCCUGAGGAACCCAAACCAGAAGUGGAGGAGAUUCCUGAGUUGGUUCCCAUGGAGACCCCAGCCAAGAAAGCAAAAGUGCAGAAGACUCCUAAAAGCAGGAAGACCCCAGCUAAGGAGCCAGUGAAAAAAUCAGCUAAGUCCCCAGAAGCCAUCCGAGAAACUCGGCUUAGAAAAAAGCAAGCCCAGACACCUGUAGCACCAUUGGUUCUGCCUGAGACUCCGAAAGCCAUGAAAAAGGAGGCAAUCCAGACCCCCAGCAGGAAGGCUAAAACACUGAAGACCCCUAAACCAGCAGUAUCGGAAAACGGGGCGGCCCCAGAGGUGCCGCAGAAAACACCGAGGAAGAGAGCGAGGCCUGCGGAGGUCAAGCUGGUUAAAUCUGCCAAGAAAGCGCCGAGAACACCCAAACAGAAACAGAAGAAGUCCGGUGUACCCCAGUCUUGUUAAAUAGCAAGAAUGUAUACAUAUAGAGAUUGUGAUUUAAUAACCCAGUUAAAUACAAACCUUUCUCCCUAUACCUUUUUUUAGAUAGGGUACUGUUUUCCCAGUCCUGGUGAGUGGAAACAGCAGUCUGUAAUAAGAUGUGUCUCCUGGUUUUAUAUGGACCACAAUGCAGACCCAAACAGCCAUACCAUGAGAGUGGUAACUGAUUUAUUCUGCCAAGUUGAAAUAUAGACCGGUAUCUCCAAAUGUUAUAGAAAUUAGGCUGACUAACAUUGACGUAAGCAUCAGUACAUUGAAGGGCUAUACUGUUCUUAAAUUAAAUAAACUGAACCCUGUCUACCUUAAUUAGACACUAGGGCUGCACUAAGUUAUUCCCCAAUCAGACUUUUUUUGUGAAACGUACGAUAAAAUUGGUAAAGCCUUUUUUUAAUGGAAAAAUUAAAUUUACAAUGUUAGAUCUACACUUAAUCUCUCUGUGUGUGACAUAAUAUGUAAGUGGUUAUCCUGCCAUGAUACAGUAUAUAGCAGGUUUUAAUUUUCAUGUUUGACCGAUUCUUGUAAUCUGUGGUUGUGGAGCAUAUCGUUGACUUUUCCUGGGACACAUCAAAAUAAGUGCAUCUCGGGAAGCUUUUCCCUUAAUUGUGUUUUUAAUAAACAAACUUUCUCAAA
Polyodon spathula (Mississippi paddlefish) is the source of this 2068-nucleotide messenger RNA. RefSeq names its product ribosomal L1 domain-containing protein 1-like. The record is from RefSeq and is a predicted model, not a curated record. The transcript is spliced from 9 exons. NCBI's taxonomy places the organism in Eukaryota, Metazoa, Chordata, Actinopteri, Acipenseriformes, Polyodontidae. The coding region runs from base 56 to 1402 and encodes 448 amino acids. Gene Ontology annotation, cellular component: 90S preribosome.